Messenger RNA from Hippocampus comes (tiger tail seahorse), 503 nucleotides. RefSeq names its product translocase of outer mitochondrial membrane 6 homolog (yeast) (gene tomm6). Gene Ontology annotation, cellular component: mitochondrial outer membrane translocase complex. The transcript is spliced from 3 exons. The coding region runs from base 77 to 277 and encodes 66 amino acids. The record is from RefSeq and is a predicted model, not a curated record. Lineage: Eukaryota; Metazoa; Chordata; Actinopteri; Syngnathiformes; Syngnathidae.
GCUCGUGAACGUGUACUUCCGGUGCGUUCUGCAUUGUCGCUAAGCUAGUCUCACCGCAGGGUGGUUAUUCAGCAUCAUGAGCGGAGUAGGGGGCAAAAAGAGUUCGUCCGGCUCGUCAAGUGUGACAGAUUGGAUUAGUUCGGCGUGUAAAUUUGCGACAGACAGAAAUGAUUUCAGGAGGAAUCUGCUGGUCAACCUGGGGUUGUUUGCAGCUGGUGUUUGGGUUGCAAGAAAUCUCUCAGAGUUUGACUUGAUGGCCCCUCAACCUGUCACAUAACCCUGUCACAGUCUGGACAUGGUGUCUUGCACUACAAAGGAAGAAUCAAACAAUUUAAAGAAAAUAACAUUUGUUAAAUCCUAAUUUGAACUGUAUUAUCUCCGAAUUCAUAAUUGCUUUUUAUAUUUCUACUUUUUUGUUUUCAUUGUCUAGAUGUGAGAACAUUAAGUCUGCUCUUGUUGCCGAGCUUGUAAAGUACUUCGACUGUUUAGAAAGUGUAACAUAU